AAUGAUGAUUACUAAAAUAAGAAAAUACAAGAAUGGGAUAAGAUAUCAGAAAGGAUCGGAAUCGGAAAUGGGGAGUUUGGCAUGGAAGCAGCUUCUUCUCAACGCAUUGGAAUCCAAUAGUCACCUCAAACACUCUUCUUUCAUCAGCUUCGCCACCGUAGGAACCAACGGAACACCUUCGAAUCGCACUGUCGUUUUCAGAGGAUUCCAAGACAACACUGAUAACAUCCAAAUCCACACCGAUGCCCGCACUCGCAAGUUGCUGGGAAUUGGAUUAUGGUUUAAGAUUGAAGAGCUCAAGCUUUGCUCCUCUGCUGAGAUAUGUUGGUAUUUCACAGAUUCCUGGGAGCAAUUUCGGAUAAAUGGGAAAGUAGAUAUCAUUGAUGGGUCGAAUCCUGAUCCACUAAAACUUCAGCAAAGAGAAAAUUCCUGGUUUGCCAGUUCGCUGAGAUCAAGGUCGCAAUAUUUGUGGCCCAACCCUGGACUUCCCUGUCUAAAUGAGCAAGCACAGCCAGAAAUAUCGUUAGAUCCUUCUACAGGUCCAGUUGAUGCUUUUUGUCUACUGAUCCUAGAACCUAAUCAGGUUGAUUACUUGAAUCUGAAGAGUAACCAGAGGCUCACAUUCAAAUCAAGUGUGAGUGAUGCAGCAAACAAAAAUUGGGUUGUGGAGAGGGUCAACCCAUAAUCUGUUCUCUAUCAUUGUCAUGUUCACAUUUCACUGCAAACAACAAUUUGCAUGUUCUGAGAGUAUUUGAGAGGGGAUUGACUGGAAACAUGCUCGUAGAAUUUUCAUUUUACAAUGGUCCCCAGAUUAGCUUUGAUGCUGCCCCUUGAAGGUUGUGCUUGCUCAAUAAUAACCUAGUAAAAUUGGAUGUGAAUUAGCUUCAAGUGUUAUCUAUGUGGACACCUCCCGGGGAAUUAGUAUAGAGGUGGAACCUUGGACGAGAACUGGAGUCACUAUUUAUGAAAUGGAGUCUCUAUUUAUCACUUUAUCUUCGAAUAACACUAUAUUUUAGUUUAUUUCAGAACUCUGAUCGAUUAGCAGAUAUAAAUCAAACUA
This is a messenger RNA of Abrus precatorius (Indian licorice), 1060 nucleotides long. RefSeq names its product pyridoxine/pyridoxamine 5'-phosphate oxidase 2. Gene Ontology annotation, molecular function: pyridoxamine phosphate oxidase activity; FMN binding. Lineage: Eukaryota; Viridiplantae; Streptophyta; Magnoliopsida; Fabales; Fabaceae. The transcript is spliced from 8 exons. Gene Ontology annotation, biological process: pyridoxine biosynthetic process. The record is from RefSeq and is a predicted model, not a curated record. The coding region runs from base 2 to 685 and encodes 227 amino acids.